This is a messenger RNA of Colletotrichum chrysophilum, 663 nucleotides long. RefSeq lists its product as uncharacterized. The record is from RefSeq and is a predicted model, not a curated record. The transcript is spliced from 2 exons. NCBI's taxonomy places the organism in Eukaryota, Fungi, Ascomycota, Sordariomycetes, Glomerellales, Glomerellaceae. Bases 1 to 663 code for a protein of 220 amino acids. Gene Ontology annotation, molecular function: 4-hydroxy-tetrahydrodipicolinate synthase activity.
AUGGCUUCUAUCUCGCACCGACCCCUUCCUCGGGGUAUCUACACUCCCCUUCCUACAUUCUUCCUUCCCAACGAAGAUUUGGAUCUAGAUGCAUUUGCAACUCACGUGCGAUACGUAGCUGCGGCGGGCACCAUUCCGGUGGUAGCAGGCUCAGCCGGCGAGGCCCCUCAUCUCUCCGCCGAGGAGCGUACGCAACUGAUCAAGACUGCUCGAGCUAGUCUUGACGAAGGAGGGUUACAACAUGUGCCGAUUGUGGCCGGUAUCGGUGCUCCAAGCACCCGCGAAACCAUUGAACUUGCCAAAAAGGCCGAAACAGCGGGCGCCGACUAUACUAUGGUCUUGCCUCCCGGCUAUUACGGUGGCCAGCUGGGGAGUCCGGCAGGAAGACUUGCUCUAACGAAGUUCUUCAUCGAUGUCGCUGAAGCAAGCCCGCUGCCUGUGGUUCUUUACAACUUUCCUGCUGUAUCAGGGGGCAUCGAUUUGGACAGUGACCUGAUUGUCGAUGUUGUGAAGGGCUCAGACAAUGUCGUCGGAGUCAAGUUGACAAAACAUGUGUCAAGCUCUGGCAACUAUGUGGCUCAUCUCCAGGCUCUGAGGAUUACAAUGAGGCUCAGCGUCUUCAAGGUCUGUUGGCUAUGGCGGAUGGAGCGUGUCAACGCAUAG